AUGUCUUAUGAUCGUUAUGUUGCCAUCUGUGAUCCCCUUCAUUACAUUACCCGAAUGAGCAGGAAACAUUGUGUUUGGCUUAUAACAGCCACAUUCACUUUUGGUUUUGUUGACCCUGUCAGCAUAGUUAUCCUUAUAUCUAAACUGUCAUAUUGUGCUUCCCAUGUUAUUAACCAUUUUUUCUGUGAUGUCACACCAUUGCUAAAACUUUCCUGCAGCAGCACUUUUAUUGUGGAACUUUUAAUGUACAUUGAAGAGACAUUGCUGACUUUCAAUUCCUUCCUCCUUACUCUGAUCUCAUACUUAUUUAUCAUCUCUGCUAUCCUGAAAAUCCAAUCCUCAGAGGGGAGACAAAAAGCCUUUUCUACCUGUGCUUCUCACCUGACCUGUGUGAUAACCCUUUAUAUGACAAUUAUUUGCUUGUAUGUGAGACCCACAACAAGUUAUUCCCCGGAAAGGGACAAGUAUUUUUCACUGUUGUACAUUGUCCUGGGCCCUGUGCUAAAUCCUCUGAUUUAUACACUAAAAAAUAGAGAAUUUAAAUCUUCUUUUAUAAGAACAAGGCAAAGAAUUACAUUUAUUUUAUAUCAGUAUUAG
This is a messenger RNA of Xenopus laevis (African clawed frog), 597 nucleotides long. RefSeq names its product olfactory receptor 1019. NCBI's taxonomy places the organism in Eukaryota, Metazoa, Chordata, Amphibia, Anura, Pipidae. The transcript has a single exon. Bases 1 to 597 code for a protein of 198 amino acids. The record is from RefSeq and is a predicted model, not a curated record.